This is a messenger RNA of Cynocephalus volans (Philippine flying lemur), 1140 nucleotides long. RefSeq names its product RNA binding motif protein 43 (gene RBM43). The record is from RefSeq and is a predicted model, not a curated record. The transcript is spliced from 4 exons. Lineage: Eukaryota; Metazoa; Chordata; Mammalia; Dermoptera; Cynocephalidae. Gene Ontology annotation, molecular function: RNA binding. The coding region runs from base 1 to 1140 and encodes 379 amino acids.
AUGGUCCCUCAGAAGGGCGCGGGAGCGUGCGGGGCUGGGCGCGGCGGGGCGGCCCACGGAGAACCUCACGAGCGAAGGCGGACAUCAAUUUUGAACCUCAAGGAAUCAAAAGCUUCUGAAAGAACAGUUGUAGUUGCUGGUCUCCCAGUUGGCCUUUUCAGUGAUCAAGUAUUGGCCAUAUUAGUGAAGAGUCACUUCCAAGAUACUAAGAACAAGGGUGGAGAUGUUGAAGAUGUGGUAUAUCCAACAAGAACCAAGGGAGUCGCAUAUGUAAUAUUCAAAGAAAAAAAAGUUGCAGAGAAUGUUAUCGGAGAAAAGAAACACCAUCUAGUAAAGAAGGCUGGAGGUAUUCCACUCACAGUCUCUCAUUUUAGUGAGAAGAUCUUCAGCUCUGUAAAUGCUAUCCUCGAUCUUUCUGUUUUUCUUACGCAAGUUACCCUAGAAAGUCUGGUAAUGGACCUAAAAAAGAAAAUCCCAACUUUAAGUUUCAGUCCUUUGGAACUCAAUGGAAGAAUCUCCGUGGGAGGAUCGUUUCUGGCUAUCAAGAGGCUCAAAGAAUCUUUGCUAUUAAAAGCAAGUUCUCUUUUUGAAAAGAACAGGAAUUUUACCAAUGAGGGGAGAAAGUGGAAUAGACAAAGCACCCAAAAAAGUCUACAGAGAAGUAGUAAGUCUUGGGAGUCACUCAGGACCUUAGUACCUGAGACUGCUAGAAGUGGAGAGACGCUUGUUCUUGACACAGAUAUUUUCCUUUACUUGAAACAGAAGUGUGCGUUUUAUGAAAACACACUGAAAAAAUAUCAUAUUCUAAGUCAGGAGAGAAUGGAUGGUGAAAUCACCACAAUUUGUCUGAAAAAUGCUGAAGUUGGUUCUCAGCUAAACAAUGCAAAACAUGUGAAAGAGCUCAUUGAGAAAUGGUCACAUGUUCUUCACUUUGAGCUUAGAAAAGAGACAUUUACUUUGGUAGGAAAGGAAAAUAGAAAGAAAAGAAAUAUUGAAUGGGCAUGUGAACAACUACGUCCAAAAUACCCGAGGGUUCUGAUUAACUUUUAUAGGACACACAUUGACAUUAUAGGAUCUUCUUCUGACACUUACUAUUUUAAAAAAGAGGUCACAAAAUUAAUAGGACAAAAGGUUAGUUAA